GUGUACACCAAGCUGGAGUGUGUGGGGCGCGGCGGCAGCUCCAAGGUGUACAAGGUCAUGGCGCCCAACCGCAAGAUCUUCGCCCUCAAGCGCAUCCGCCUGCAGGGCCGCGACGCCGAGGCUGCCAGCGGGUUCCUGGACGAGAUCAAGCUGCUCAACAGCCUGGCCGGCAAGUCCAACAUCAUCCAGCUCAUAGACUCAGAGGUGUGUAGCUGUGGCCUCAUCUACAUGGUGCUGGAGUUUGGGGACAUCGACCUGGCCCGCCUGCUGCAGGUGCCGGAGGGCAUCGACGAGAACUUCAUCCGUCUCUACUGGGAGCAGAUGCUGCAGGCUGUGGACACCAUCCACCGCGAGCGCAUCGUGCACAGCGACCUCAAGCCCGCCAACUUCCUGGUGGUGGAGGGGCAGCUGAAGCUGAUCGACUUUGGCAUCGCCAAGGCCAUCCAGUCGGACACCACGUCCAUUGCGCGGGAGAGCCAGGUUGGCACCCUCAAUUACAUGUCCCCCGAGGCCAUCCUGGGCGGGCAGAACAACAUCCGGGGUGGGCCGCCCAUGAAGGUGGGGCGCGCCUCCGACAUCUGGUCUCUGGGAUGCAUCCUGUACCAGAUGGUGUACGGCCAGACGCCCUUCAGCCACCUGCCCUUCAUCCAGAAGAUGCACGCCAUCAUCGACCCCGGCCACCGCAUCUCCUUCCCGCCCCUGCGCAACGCGCCGCUGCUGGACGUCAUCCAGCGCUGCCUGGACAGAGACCCCUGCACCCGCAUCGCCAUG
Messenger RNA from Chlorella variabilis, 771 nucleotides. RefSeq lists its product as hypothetical. The annotation marks the transcript as partial. Gene Ontology annotation, molecular function: protein serine/threonine kinase activity; protein serine/threonine/tyrosine kinase activity; ATP binding. The transcript has 7 exons. NCBI's taxonomy places the organism in Eukaryota, Viridiplantae, Chlorophyta, Trebouxiophyceae, Chlorellales, Chlorellaceae. The record is from RefSeq and is a predicted model, not a curated record. Gene Ontology annotation, biological process: chromosome segregation; peptidyl-serine phosphorylation; mitotic spindle assembly checkpoint signaling. Gene Ontology annotation, cellular component: nucleus; kinetochore; spindle.